UAGAAGUACUAUCACAUGUUAUUGUUUACAAGAUGUGCAGCUCAAAGUCUAUCAAGUGUAGCAUAAUUUUUGCAGUAUUUGGUGCAGUCUUUAUUAUAUUAGGAGGAGUACUAAUUCCUGUUUUUCACAAUUUCAUUAAAAAAGAAAUCAAAGAGCAAAUACCAUUAAAAGAAGGGUCAGCAAGCUUCAAAGCAUGGAAAGCUCCCCCUGUUCCUAUUUAUUUCCAAAUAUGGGUCUUUGACCUAUUGAACCCUCUAGAGGUAGUACAGAAUGGUGCUAAACCAGCUCUAAGACAGAAAGGCCCAUAUACAUUCAGAGAACACAGACAGAAAGGUAACAUCACCUGGAAUAAUAAAGAUGGAACAAUUAGUUACAGAGAAAAAAGAUCUUUUAAUUUUGAAAGAGAGAAAUCAGCUGGACCACAGACUGACACAUUUACUACAGUUAAUUUGCCCAUGAUAACUGUUGUUGAGCUCAUAAGAAGAGAAUUUGGGUUUAUACAAGAACUGGUGGAAUUAAUAUUAACACUUGCAAAUGAAAAUGAGCUAUUUUUGACACUUUCUAUAAAAGAUAUACUUUGGGGAUAUGAAGACAAUCUCCUAAAGAAGGUUGUUGACUUUGCAAAAUCAAUUGGACAUCCUAUAGAUUUAGACGACCAUUUUGGAUUAUUUUACAAUCAAAAUGGAUCUGAUGAUGGACUAUACAGUAUUUAUUCUGGAGUUAAGGGUGCAGAAAACUUUGCUUUUAUAAAAACUUGGAACAAUAUGAGCACUUUACCAUAUUGGACCACAGAAACAUGUAAUGUGAUAAAUGGUUCAGAUGGUACGUUGUUUCCACCCUUUGUGAAGAAGGAUGACAGGAAAUACUUGUUUUCUACAGAUAUCUGUAGAUCUAUUUAUGCUACAUUUGAUUCUGAUCAGACAGUACGAGACAUAGAUUUACUACGUUUUACCGUCCCUCCAAGAGUGUUCUUAGAUCACCUUCACAAUCCUGAUAAUGAAGGUUUCUGUACACCACAUGGUGUUUGUUUACCAUCAGGUCUGCUGAAUGUUAGUUCCUGUAAACAAGGUGCUCCAGUUGUUAUGUCACUUCCACAUUUCCUAUAUGCUGACCCUGUGGUACAAGAUGCUGUCUAUGGAUUAAAUCCAAAUAAGAUAGAACACCAAACAAUACUAGAUAUUGAACCGAAUACAGGAGUAGUAAUGAAUGCUCAAAAGAAACUUCAAGUUAAUGCCUAUAUCAGAAAUGUUUCCCACAUUACACAAACAUUACAAAUAAAAGAUCACAUAGUGUAUCCUGUAUUGUGGUUAAAUGAGAGUGCUGAAAUUGAUGAUAAGUCUGCCAAGGACUUUAAAUCAGCCGUACAGACACCCGUCCAUAUUACACAGGCUGUUCAGUAUGGUUUGAUUGUAUUAGGAGUACUUUUCAUUAUUGGUGCAGCAUUUUGGUUUGUCAAAGUAAAAACUAGUCAGACGAAAGAAGACGAGUUGGUGACUGUGGUGGACGAUAACCGAGACACAGCCCACUUAGUUGUGCAGUAGCCUAGUCAAAAUAAGUGCAAAUGGAGUUACCAAGAUGAAAUAUUAUUUUACUCCUUCCAAUGAUUGACUAUCAUUAUACUGUAAAAUUGGAAAUUUUCAUAUAGAGUUUAUUUUGAAAUGCAGAUAAAAUCCUGAAGAAAAUCUCCUUGAGGAAAUUUUUUCUUUAAAGAUCAACAUUAUGCACAAGAAAAUAUGAAAAUAAAACCUCAUGAACCGGUUUGACCCUAAAAAUUGUGAAAUUUAAACUCUGCAAAAAUUUUAGUGUUUUCCCUCUUCAGUAUCACUGACUUCACAUAUUGAUAUCUUUCUUAACUGUAUAGCAGUUAACAUCCUGUUGUCAAAAUAUUAAAUUAAUAACUUUAAAGAAGCGUUUAGAUACCUAUUUUUGAUCAUGUUUUUUUCAUAUUUAAGCUUUUUGUAAUCACAUUAGAGUGUUUAGAUACUGUAUAGCGGGUUAUUUUCGUGAGUGUAAAAUUUCGCGAUUUAGAGGCAACAAAGUAUAUGAAAAAUUUUGGGGGAUUCUUUAAUACCAAUUAAAUAAUUUGGCGUAUACUGGAAUGGUUGCAUUUAAAAAGUUGUAAAAAUUGAUAAACAAGUGUCUAUUAUUAUGGUUAAAUGAUUGUUUUACCUGCAUGACAUCUUAUUUAUUAAUUAUACUUUGAUACAGUUAAUCAAUAGAAUACCGGUACUUAUAUAUUUGUCACAGGUGUACAAACUUCUUGUAAAUGUUACAUUUGAUUAGUUACGAAAUUGACCAGACUUUUUAUGUACUGAUUAGAUUAUAAAAUUAUCAAGAGUGACUUGCAACUCUUAUAUAAUUUGAAACUAAUUAAUAAGGAUAAAAUACCUGACAGAGUACCUUACACUCUUAUAUUAAUUGACACCAAUAAACUAAUUAACACCUGACAGCCAGUGAAUAAUGCUCGUUGGCAUUUAUGUUGUUCAAAUUAACAUAAACCGUUAUUGACCCAUCGACCGGGAAUAAAUAGAUCGUUUACAAAACACUUUAGCUAUUAAAAAGUACCGAACGUAUGCAUAAAUUUUCUCGGAAUUUAUUUUCGCGAUUUUCCUUUACCCGCUAUACAGUAUCACUGAUCAGGUAACCAAUGCUCUGUGGUCGGUUAUAUUCAUAUUGUUAAAACAGACUGGUCCUCCUUUCUUUUAUUUGUUUUGCAUUAUACAUUUUAUGUUGUGUUAACAAUGUCAAACAAAUACGAUUGACAAUUGGGUUUUAUAUAACUUAAGAAAAGAAAUAACUCCCUAAACUUAGUUAUUAAUAUAGCUUACUUUAAUAAAAUUAGUAUUUUUCUAAAUUUAAAUUUUAUUGAUCAUUCCUUGGAAAACUAAGUAUAUUUUUUUAAACCAACAUCAUUUCUGCAUAUUAGUUCUUAACUUCACAUCAGUUUAAUUUUAACUUUUAGUGAAUUUUGAUCCUGAUAUAUAUACCACAAUUUUACAAAUGUUUAAAAAAACAGAUAAUGUAAAAUCUUGACAGCAUCCUAAGUUUUGGUAUAAUGAGAGUCAAUCAUAAAUUUGUUAACAAAUUUACUGUGAUAAUGGUGCAUGUUUAAUUUAUGAUUCUUUUUAUAAUGCUUUUAUAUAUUUGUGUUUGAUUCUACACAAUUAUAGUCUUCCGUUUAGGUCAAUACAUGGUUUUAUUGUCCCAAUGAAGUAUAUAUUGUCUGAGGACACAGUCCGAAGUCAUUAUUCUUUUAUGUAUCAGAAUAAAACACGUAUUGACUGAUAUGAAAAGGCUAUAAUUGUUUUAUUGUAACAUCAUAUUAUUCAAAAGCUGUGACUUAUCAGUCAAUAAUGAACAUUGAACAUAGACUUUGUUUCUGUCCAUUUCUGUUCAAUUUUGCUCUUCUGUUGAAUAUGGGCUAUCACCCCAGUCCUUCUAUCGUGUUUCAUUUUUUGUCUUGCCUGCAAUGAAAGCUGCGGAAGGGAAGACAUAGGUGUUGCUUUUCCAGUGGCGUCAACAAUUGUUAAGAUCAAUGAUAUUUUCUAUAAAGUUGCAUUACUAACAGUACAUGUAAGUUUGGCAACUAUUUCGAGGCCUUGUGACCGUAGGUCAUGGUCCAGUGACUUUCAAUUAAUUACAAAUUUUCAAUGUUAAGUUUUCUGCCUAAGUUAAAUUGAUAGGAAAUAAAUAUGAUAGACAAUGAUAUAUUCUAUAAAGUUGCAUUACUAUCAUUACUAUUUGACCCGCUGCCCUCCAUGUCAUGGUCCAGCAACUUUGAAUUAAUUAGCAAUUUAGCUGUCUGUCAGAUUGUCUUUUUCUGAAUUUUCUACUGACAGUCAAGUCAUAUCUCUGUGUCCACAGUUUUUUAUUCAUUUUAGUAAGACCUGGUCAUUAGUUGUUUUUAUAUUAGAAACAUGUGACAUGGAUUAACAAAUCUCAGUUUUUGAAUAAUAUCAUGUUAUAAUGAUAAUGUUUGCGUAAAAGGAAACCAUUUAUUGAACAAUUUAAUUUACUAUUGCCAUCAUUAUCAUCGUUUUUUAUUGGUUUGAAAAAAAAAAAUAUUUAUAGUUAUAGUUCAUUAUGUCUAGUUAGAUUUUUUAUUAGACAGUAUGACUAGCUAUAGCCACCAAUCCACUUUAAUUUGUAUAAUAGGGUAUGCUUUGUCAAAUGUUAGCUUUUUUCAUUAUUGCUUGAAAAGUAUUAUUGUUAAGUAAAUUUGAAGGUAUUGAAAAUUUUUUUUAAGGAUUUCGGAUUGGUCCAUGUUUACAUCCUGCACUGAUAAAAGUAAAUACUCAAAUAAUUAUGUGUUUCUAACAUCUUCCUGGCUUGAAGCAAGUCAAAAAUAUCUUAAUAAUUUCUUGAUUUGCUUAAAAAUUUUAAAGGAAAACACCACAGAUAUUACAAUGUGUAGAGAAGGAACUGCUUUCUCGUCUGCAGAAAUUGAUCUCUCUUUGUGUUUGGCUGAGUGUGGUUGCUAAAUCUUUAAUGUUUUUGUGAUGUUUUGUAGACCUGUCUUUUUGUGCAUAUUAUUCUUAUAGCAAGUGAUGUCUUCCUAAGAUUUCAUCCUUGUUAUCUAUUAGCUUUUAUAGCCUUGAUUUGUUUUACUGUAAUCUGAAGAGUUUAACAUGACCACAACAAAGUGUGGCCUUAUGAUACAUGUGUGCCAUAUUCUGUAUUUAUGCUUUUUCCAUUCAUUCUAUUUCUCUCAUUUGUUAUAUAGUAUUUGGUUAUACAUUUAUUACAUGCUUUGCAUGCUGGUUUAGUUGAUUAGUUUUUGAUCCUUUGAAAUUUCAUCCUACAAGUAGCACAAGAAUAGUUAUCUCUUUCCAAACUUUAUAUCCUAUACUUUGAAAUAUUUUGAAAACUGUUGUUAUAAAAAAAAUGAAAUGAUCUUAUUUUUUUUCUAAUUUUGAAAUCUUCAAAAACACCAAAAAAAAUGCAUUUGUUCAAUGAAAAUGUUCAGAACAUUAAAGGAAAAAUCAGCCUAUUGCUUUUUGCAUUAAAUCAUAUUUAUUUAAUGGACAGAUAAGCAUCUAUGAUGGCUAUUUUGUUUGAGAUUUACCAGUAUAUGUAAUAUUUGAUUAAUUUUUACCAUAUAGUUGUGAUGAAUGUGAUUGAGGAGUGUGAGGCAUACCUAUAAUUACCUGUAUGUCUUGCCAGCUCUCAUUGUAUCGUUAGGUCUGUUUCAGAAUAAGUAUAAUAAUAGACAAUUAAAAUAUUUUCUGAUUUUCUGUUAGACUUCAUGAGUGUCUGGUUGGGGGUUAAUGAAUUGGGAAUAAUGGGGGAAAAGUGCAAAUAGAUAAUGAUUUAACAUGAUAUUCACCUUAAACUAGCUUAUACAUGAAACUCACAUGAAAAUUUUCACAUGAACUUUACAAAAAACAAGUUUGUAUGGUUCUUGAUUUUAAUUAAAUUUAGAAAUUGAAAUGAUAUUUGAAUAACUUUAUUUUGAAAAUUUACGUGAAUUUCCUGUGAAAAAAAAAUCAUUCGAGUUUCACAUCUCUUGUGAAACUCAUGUGAAAUCGGUUUACAUGGUUUUAGCUCGUUUGAGGUGAAAUUCAUCAGGAAUUUCACUGGUAUUUCAUUUUAACAUGAGAUUCAUGUGAGUAAAAUUUCUCUGUCUUGAGAAAAAUAGACCCCAAAAAAUAAAUAAUAGAGAAAAAUUGUUUGCAAAAUAUAAAGAAUCAAGAAUAAUGGACAAACAAAUAAAGAAAAUAGAAAAAUGGCCAAAAAAUUUAAAGAAUACAGAAAGUAAGGACCCCUCAGCCAGACCCUUCUCCAAGGAAAAGAGUUUUAAGAUGAUUUAAAUCUUAAUUCUACAACAUAAGUUUGGUUUUACAGUCCUGUCUUUUUUCAGGGAGAAUGUAAGAACUCUAAACCUGCAGUCAUGCUUUGAUGGCUUUGAAAUUUAGAAUUUUAAGUUUCUUGUAAGUUCUGUAUAAGAAGAACUUAUGUUAGACUGUUCAAUUUGAUUUUUAUUAUGCUUUUACAUAAAUAUGCAAUAAUCUUAGACUGGAGAGAAAUGCUUGGCAUAUCUAAGCAAUCAUGUUCAGUGAUUUAAACAUUUUUAAGCAUCCAGGUACCUGUAUGUAUUAGAAUGACAGAUUAAUUCUGAAUGAAAAAAGACUUCCUUUAGUCACACCCUUAGAAAUGUUUUGGCAGAUGAGGGUAAAACUAUCGCUGUUUUAACAGUUUAUUGGUUGUUAUUCGUGAAGUGUUGAUAUGUACUAUUUGGUGCAGGAAAUAUAGUGACAUUGCUUUGAGAUUCCUAUAUGUAUAACUUAUUUUAUAUUUUUGUAUUUUUUUGACAGGAUUAGGAAAUUUUAAAGCAAUCUUUAUUUGAAUUAUGAUAUCCAUUACAUACAUGCUGUAUAGUACUGAGCUGUUAAUGAUAUUUUUGAUGUGGGAGGUAUUUAUAGUGUUGAAUGGACUGGAUAUGAACUUGGCAAAAUUUAUUUUAAAGAAAACUGAAAUUGUACAGGACUAUUCCAAAAUUAAUUGUAUGGAGGUUGGGAGUUUGAGGCAUCUAGUAUGAAUAAUAUAAGGGUAGUAGGGUUUGGAAUAUUUAUUACACAAUAACAUUAAAUUUCUAAUUUAAAUUGUAUAAGUGGGCAUCUUGGGAAAAGUAUUUUCCAACCCCAUUCUUUUAAUCUUGGAAUAGCUCAAAUUGCAUAAUGAAUAUUAAGUGUAGUUGGCCCAGUUCAUCAAAUUGUUUCAAUAUAUUUCAGAUGUGGACAUUUUGGGAGAGAGAUAUCUCUGUUCAAAAGUUUAUUUGAAUUAUUAAUUUCUUUGUAUUCAUGUUUUUAUUUAAGUCAAAUAAAAUACUCAUUCUUUGCUUAA
Messenger RNA from Mytilus californianus (California mussel), 6843 nucleotides. Its product is annotated as lysosome membrane protein 2-like. The coding region runs from base 33 to 1541 and encodes 502 amino acids. Gene Ontology annotation, molecular function: scavenger receptor activity. The record is from RefSeq and is a predicted model, not a curated record. Gene Ontology annotation, cellular component: membrane; cytoplasm. The transcript is spliced from 13 exons. NCBI's taxonomy places the organism in Eukaryota, Metazoa, Mollusca, Bivalvia, Mytilida, Mytilidae.